CCUUACAAGAAUUUUCUCUCUUUCUAUCUUGUAAUUUUUCAUCUUCUUCUUCAUAUUCCUCAUUCUAUUUUUUUUUUCGCCUUAAUCUGCAUAUUCAUUUUGUAAACUUUUUCGUCUCAAUAGCAACAGCAUAACCAAUGGCUUACUUGAACUUUUUCAAAAAGGAGAAGAUAGUUGACGAAAGUGAAGAAGUAGAAUAUACACUUGACGGAACAGUAGAUCGACAUGGUAAUCGGGCAAUACGUACUAAAACUGGACGAUGGGGGCCUGGGAUUCUUAUUCUUGUGAAUCAAGGGCUAGCUACACUGGCAUUUUUCGGCGUGGGAGUAAACUUGGUGUUAUUUUUGACAAGAGUGGUAGGCCUAAAUAAUGCGGAUGCAGCUAAUAAUGUUAGCAAAUGGACUGGAACUGUUUAUUUAUUUUCCCUAGUUGGUGCCUUCCUUAGUGAUUCCUACUGGGGUAGAUACAAAACAUGCGCCAUUUUUCAAGCAAUUUUUGUACUUGGUUUGGCAUUGUUGUCACUGUCAUCAUACCUAUUCUUGCUCAAUCCUAAAGGGUGUGGUGAUGAACAAAUUCCAUGCACCUCCCACUCUGGCUUUCAUGUAGUACUCUUCUACAUCUCAUUAUACAUGGUGGCCCUUGGCAAUGGAGGAUAUCAACCAAAUAUCGCGACAUUUGGAGCUGAUCAAUUUGAUGAAGAACAUCCUAAGGAAGGGAGAUCCAAAAUCUCCUUCUUUAGUUACUUUUACUUGGCCUUCAACUUAGGAUCACUUUUUUCCAACACCUUAUUGGCCUACUAUGAAAAUGCUGGGAAGUGGGCAAUCGGUUUUUGUGCAUCUGCUACUACUGCUCUGAUGGCUUUGGCCCUGUUUUUCGGUGGUACGCCUCAUUAUAGGCACUUUAAAUCCCAAGGAAAUCCUGUUGCUAGGUUUUGCAAAGUGUUUGUUGCUGCCAUUAAUAAAUGGAAGGCUCAUGUGCCAUUUGAAGGAGAAGGUUUAUAUGAGUUAGAUGCAAAGACAUACUCUAAAAAUGGAAGGAGACAGAUAUCACACACUGAAGGAUUGACGAUCUUGGAUAAAGCUGCAGUUAUGAAAUACACUCCCGAACGUAUUUCUACUAACAACCAUACAAAGUACAACGAAAGGAACUUGUGUACAGUUACCCAAGUUGAAGAAGUGAAAUGUAUAUUAAGGCUCCUUCCAAUAUGGAUUUGUACUAUUAUGUACUCUGUAGUCUUCACACAAAUGGCUUCACUUUUUGUGGAACAAGGUGCUGCAAUGAAAGCAACCAUUGGAAAUUUCUACAUUCCACCUGCGAGCAUGUCUAUUUUCGACAUCCUUAGUGUUGUAUCCUUCAUUUUCAUCUAUCGUCGUGUUUUGAAUCCCUUUGUCACCAGAUUAAGGAAGAGAGGUCUCACUGAGCUCCAAAGAAUGGGAAUUGGCCUAAUUUUUGCGAUAUUGGCAAUGAUUGCAGCUGGAACUGUAGAAAUUUUCAGGUUAAAAUUCGCGAUAAAUGAUUGCAAGAACUGCAAAAAUGCUAGCUCUCUUAGCAUCUUUUGGCAAAUACCCCAAUACAUGCUUAUUGGAGCAUCUGAGGUUUUCAUGUAUGUUGGUCAAUUAGAAUUUUUCAAUGGACAGGCACCUGAAGGACUAAAGACCUUCGGAAGUGCACUUUGCAUGUUGUCAAUGUCGUUCGGGAACUACUUGAGCAGCAUAAUAGUGACCAUUCUUAUGAAGAUAACCACACAAAACAAUAUGCCCGGAUGGAUCCCAGAAGACCUAAACAAGGGUCAUUUAGAGAGGUUUUUCUUCUUGUUGGCAGGUCUAACUGCAGUAGAUUUUAUGGUCUACUUGUUCUAUGCAAGUUCUUACAAAUACAUUCAAGCUGAAGAGCCAAAAGGAGAAAGUGAUGGUGAAAGCAAUAUAAAUAUCGAUGUCUAAAACAACUUCAAUUUUUUGCAAAUUGAAAGGACUUUCUUAGCCAUGCCACAAAAGAGAUCAUGCACAAUGAAGAACGUAAUGAAAUCUUAGGUUCUUACACGAAAAAUGAGGGUGCAAUAACAUUUUUUUUUACCGUUAUCUAGAUGAAAGAAUGCAGCAGAAAGGCAUUUUUGCUUUUUGAAUUUGCGUAGUCAUAACCUUGAUAGAUGGCUCCUCAAUGAUAUCUUGUACAAAGGACCUCUAUUAUAUAUAGGUUCACAAAUAAAGCUGAAAUUCCAAAUUUAGUUUUGUUUUGUUUACUGUACUCAU
Messenger RNA from Beta vulgaris subsp. vulgaris (sugar beet), 2249 nucleotides. RefSeq names its product protein NRT1/ PTR FAMILY 7.3. Gene Ontology annotation, cellular component: membrane. The record is from RefSeq and is a predicted model, not a curated record. Gene Ontology annotation, biological process: transmembrane transport. Gene Ontology annotation, molecular function: transmembrane transporter activity. The transcript has 5 exons. NCBI's taxonomy places the organism in Eukaryota, Viridiplantae, Streptophyta, Magnoliopsida, Caryophyllales, Amaranthaceae. The coding region runs from base 138 to 1940 and encodes 600 amino acids.